This is a messenger RNA of Ordospora pajunii, 1215 nucleotides long. RefSeq names its product transmembrane aminoacid transporter protein. Gene Ontology annotation, molecular function: L-amino acid transmembrane transporter activity. The record is from RefSeq and is a predicted model, not a curated record. The coding region runs from base 1 to 1215 and encodes 404 amino acids. Gene Ontology annotation, biological process: amino acid transmembrane transport. The transcript has a single exon. NCBI's taxonomy places the organism in Eukaryota, Fungi, Microsporidia, Ordosporidae.
AUGAAAGAUAGCCUAGGAACGAUUUCAGCCAUAGUAACGAUGGUGACGUCAAUGAUGGGCACAGGAAUUAAUUUCAUGCCUUUUGCGUUUCAGAACGUAGGAUAUGUCAGGGGCAUUAUUUUAAUCAACAUUGUGGGACUUCUGACGUUUUUUUCACUGUAUAUAAUCUCGAUUGCAGCACGCAUGUAUAAGGAUGGAGUGCCGACAUACUCAUUGCUUGCAGCUCAUAUUUCCAAGUACCUGAAGAUCCUUGUAGAUGUUUCCACAUUUGCCAGCUGCUUUGGAUCGAACAUAUUUUUCUACAGAUACCUCGUAGGGCUUGUGCAAAAGCUGAUUGUGUCUUUUUUUGGGUAUGCAGACAUUAGUUCUGAAAUGGGAAGAAAGAUGAUUGCUGCAGGGAUGUUUGUUCCGUUCUGUGCACUGUCUUUGAAGAAGAACCUGUCGAAUCUCAAAGUGUCAUCGUACAUUACUGUUAUUUCUGUGAGCUAUCUUGCACUGAUGAUGGUUGGAUAUUGCAUGUUUAUAGGAGAUGUGUGCUCUGAGGAGCCUAUCAAGAUGCAUGGGUCGAACUUUUCAAGCGGGAUUUCAUACUUUAUUCUGGCACUGGCAUGCCAGGCAAACAUGGUGAAGACAUACACCGAGCUGGAGGUGCGGACAAUAAGUAGUAUUGUGAAGGUGACAUUAGCAGCAUCGCUUUUUGGAACACUGAUUUAUGGAACAGUUGGUCUGUGCGGAUAUAUCGUUUUUGGAGACACGAUAAAAGGAUCUGUGAUAGACUUGCUGAUUGAUCCUAAUAGCAACAUCAAUGUGUACCUGCAAAAUCAUACGGUUGACUCGUAUGGGAUUUCAUCGAAGGCAGCAUGCCUUGGAGCAAUAAUGGUCUUGUUUGGAGCGUUUCCAAUGCAAAUGAAUCCGAUGUGUGAGAUUUUACUGAGCUACAUAGUGAAAGACAAUGCAAAUGCCGAUAUGCUGUGGAAGAAGGUGAUAUACAUAGUGAUGGCAGUCUUUCUUGUGCUUGCACUGAUGAAAGACCUUAAUAUAGAUACCAUACUGCAGUUUGUGUCAAUAACCGCGAUCAACCUGACGUCGUUUACAUAUCCUUCGAUAUAUUACUUGUUUGCCAAGAAGAAGAUGAAUGUAACAACAAUUCUGGCAGGACUCAUGGGAAUAGGCAGCAUUGCUUCCAUGGUGUACAUGACACUCGACAUACUAUAA